GGGAGAGACACACACACACACAGAGAGAAAGAGAGAGAGCAGCACACAAUUUACUGCCUGCAAAGACUUCUAUUCAUCAACAAGGAUGUCUCCGCAGCCAGCGCAGCCGACUCUCUCUGCCUCUCAGCUGCAGUCUCUGCUCCAACAUCAAGCCCUUCUCCUCCAACAGCUUUACAAGAAACAACAACUUCAGCUACAACUUCAGCUGCCGCACAAGAAGGUUAAGGAGGUUGCUUCACCCCAGCUGAUGUUCCAGCAGCUCUUCCGACUCCAGCAGUACCAGCAGCAGCUCCUGAGUCUACAGCGGCCGACGCCCCCUUGUCCAGCAGCCCCACAAGAGGUCCACCAGAUAUGGAAUGAGUUGAUCAACGGCCUACGAGAAGAUAAAAGCACAAAGAAGGACAGGACCACAUUCCCCGCAUACCCAAUCAAAAUCCCAGCGACUGAGAUCAACAACCCGCGAUCUCCCUCCCCACUCCCUACAGAAUGCGUCGGUGAAACAGCUUCACACCAUCUCUACGCUCACGGCCUGUGCAACUGGCCUGGCUGUGAGCUUGUGUGUGAGAGCAUCAGCCACUUUCUCAAGCACCUUGUGAGUGAACACACCCUGGACGACCGGACCAGCGCCCAGUGUCGAGUCCAGAUGCAAGUGGUCCAGCAGUUAGACCUCCAGCUCUCUAAAGAACGGGAACGACUCCAGGCAAUGAUGGCUCACCUCCACCUGCCACCUUUGGGUGCCCCCUCUCUGGCAGCACCUAUGGGUGUUCUUCCGCCUCGACCUGAAACGUCCGAUGACCCGUUCAGUCCACAGCCCAGAACCGUCGUCUCCAGCAGCUCGCCCUGCCCCAGCCUCCAGGAGACGGCCCCCCCUGUCGGAGCUCCGUCCCGGGGGGGGGCCGGUUCAGGUUUGGGGUCCCCCACACGGACACUGGGGGGCUGGGGGGCCAUGAGGAGAUUGCAUCGGCCGUCUCUCUCAUCUUUGUCCUCUGAGGAUGAGUUUGAGCUGUACAGGCAUACUGACAUCAGACCACCUUUUACCUACGCAACCCUGAUAAGACAGGCUAUAAUGACGGCAUCAGAAAAGCAGUUAACACUCAACGAGAUAUACAACUGGUUCACGAGCACGUUUGCGUAUUUCCGGCGAAACGCUGCGACGUGGAAGAAUGCUGUGCGACACAAUCUGAGCCUCCACAAAUGCUUUGUGCGGGUGGAGAACGUGAAGGGGGCCGUUUGGACGGUGGACGAGGUGGAGUUCCAGAGGAGGAGGUCCCAGAAGCUGACAGGAAGCCCCUCUGCGAUGAAACCCGUGCCGUCCAGUCGGGCCGUGGGGUCGACCUCAGGUGUGGGUCUACAGACGGCCGUUGUUGAGACGACCGUUCCUGGAUUGCAGUGUAUCCGAGGUUCAGGGGCACACAGUGAGAGGGACAGAGAGACGACACGCUGCCCCUCACAAGGCCAGCAACCCCGCUUCAUGAAGGAGGAGGUGCUGAGUUCAGAAGAGGAUCUGGGGUCACCCAGCCCCCCGUUCGUCCCUGAAUGACCCCUGACCCCUUGCAAUGUUAAAACAAAGACAACAAAGUGAACAAAAUACGUUGACGGUCAGCAGGGGAUGCAGUUUUUAAUCAUCGAUAUUAUUUGUAUUCUUCUGGAGGAUUUUGAUGACUUUAAUUUGACCUUUGAACUGGAUGUGCUUGUUACCAGUUUGAUGGCAGUAAUCACAGCGAGAACGUCUCAUGGAUCACAGCGUGUAUAUUCAGUUGGCUAAACUAGGGUGACCAGAUUUGAGUUUGUGAA
This is a messenger RNA of Gadus chalcogrammus (walleye pollock), 1794 nucleotides long. Its product is annotated as forkhead box protein P2-like. Gene Ontology annotation, molecular function: RNA polymerase II cis-regulatory region sequence-specific DNA binding; DNA-binding transcription repressor activity, RNA polymerase II-specific. The coding region runs from base 86 to 1540 and encodes 484 amino acids. The record is from RefSeq and is a predicted model, not a curated record. Gene Ontology annotation, cellular component: nucleus. NCBI's taxonomy places the organism in Eukaryota, Metazoa, Chordata, Actinopteri, Gadiformes, Gadidae. Gene Ontology annotation, biological process: regulation of transcription by RNA polymerase II. The transcript has 15 exons.